AUGGGUUCAUGUUGGGAAACUGGAAUAAUCAUGGACGCUAGCUUUGCAAUGCAAAAUGCUAAACGCUUAAAGCUUGGUUUGGAGCCGAAUUUCGAAGAAGCUGUUAAAACAAGUGUAUUAUCAAAAAGAUGGGAAUUCCUAUGGACAUCUAUUACCAAGCUUGAGUUUACGGAUGACUUUGUACAGAGUGAUGAAAAGAGGGCAGAAUUCAUGAAUUUUGUAGAAAGAGCACUUUUGCUUCAUGACUCUUCUAGCAUAAAUACUUUCAGCUUAACCUGUGAGGUGCCAACUGAUGGGUCUCUGCCUCGCAUUAACUCGUGGAUAAAUGCUGCUCUGAGGCACAAUGUGCAAAAGAUGAUGCUUCGUCUUGACUUUGAGCAUUGUCAUGGAUUAUUUAUGUUGCCUCGUCACCUUUUUGCUUGUGAAUCCUUGAAAGAGUUGGAACUGGAUUUCUUCUUUGAUCUCAGGCUCCCUUCUUUUGUCUACUUUCCGAAUCUAAAGAUCUUGACUCUCUCAAGAGUUUUCUUUAUGGAUGAUAAUUCAGUACAGCAACUAUUCUCUAGUUGCCCAAAAUUGGAGAAGUUAGAUCUAUUUCUGUGUGAGUGGAGCAGUGUGAAGGCUGUUCAUGUUUCUGCUCCAGUGCUUGAACAUUUGGAAAUAUAUGAAGUUGCAGCUGAUUUAGAUACUGAGCCUGAUUGUCAAUUCAUGAUUGCUGGACCAAGGCUUAAAUUCUUUCAUUAUACAGGAGAACUCAAAAAUGAUUACUGCAUAUUUGAUUCACCCUUGCUUGUUGAUGCACAUGUUGAUGUGGAUUUAAGAUUAUUCCAUAUGAACACUGGAGGACAAAGACAAGCUGCUUAUCGUGCACAUAAGCUUCUUAGGGGGCUUGCUAAUGUGAAAGAUUUACAUGUAUCACCUCGUACUCUCAAUGUUCUCUUAGUAGCAGAAGAAUUAGUUGCAUGUCUCCCAUUGUUUCAUAAUCUAAAUCAUCUUGAGGUGAGUGGGGGGACGUUGAAUUUUGCUUCUGGAACGCUGCUGAAGAUACUCCAAAACUCACCUCAUCUUGAGUCUAUUUAUUUUGCAAUGGGAAUCCGCUUGUCUGCUUUAAGUGUGAGAGAUGGUUGGCGACUCGAUCCAGUACCUCCAUGCUUCUUGACCCACCUGAAGACACUCAAAGUUUAA
Molecule: messenger RNA, 1182 nt
Organism: Durio zibethinus
Lineage: Eukaryota; Viridiplantae; Streptophyta; Magnoliopsida; Malvales; Malvaceae
Source: RefSeq, a predicted model, not a curated record